This is a messenger RNA of Theileria annulata, 591 nucleotides long. RefSeq names its product U5 snRNP-specific component (DIM1). Gene Ontology annotation, biological process: mRNA splicing, via spliceosome. Lineage: Eukaryota; Apicomplexa; Aconoidasida; Piroplasmida; Theileriidae. The coding region runs from base 1 to 591 and encodes 196 amino acids. The record is from RefSeq and is a predicted model, not a curated record. The transcript has 4 exons. Gene Ontology annotation, cellular component: U4/U6 x U5 tri-snRNP complex; spliceosomal complex; U5 snRNP.
AUGUCUUAUAUGUUACAGCACUUACGCUCUGGUUGGGCAGUGGACCAGGCCAUAGUGACUGAGGAGGAAAGGGUAGUCGUAAGUUUUAUUAAAAUUUACUUACACAUUUUACAUUUUUAUUGUAUACGUUUUGGUCACGAUUACGACCCUGAAUGCAUAAAGAUGGAUGAAUUACUGUAUAAAAUAGCUGAAGAUGUUAAGAAUUUCUGUGUAAUUUAUCUUGUUGAUAUUACUGAAGUUCCAGAUUUUAAUGGAAUGUACGAGCUUUACGAUCCCGUUUCAGUGAUGUUUUUCUAUAGGUUUGAACUUAAUUAUAUUAAAUUAAUCCAUUUUCUAAGAUCUAACUAUUUUCAUUCUAGGAAUAAACACAUGAUGGUUGAUCUCGGCACUGGUAACAAUAAUAAGAUAAAUUGGGCCAUGAAUAACAAGCAGGAACUAAUAGAUAUCAUUGAGACUAUUUAUCGAGGUGCAAGGAGAGGUACAUUCUUUAAUCACUGUUUACUUUUCUUUUUUUCCUUCUAUUCCAUACACAAUAUAGGGCGGGGUUUGGUCAUUUCUCCCAAAGAUUAUUCCACCAAAUAUCGUUAUUAG